AUGGUGAAAACCGGGACCACCUGUGAAGAGCUCCAGGAAGAUAUCCACAAAACGGGCGAGUGGGCAGCAGAGCGGCAAAUAAAGUUCAAAGCAGGCCAGCGGCCUGAGAUUGCCAAACCUGACCUCAUUUCCAGGCUGGAAGGAGAAGAAGAGCCGUUUCUCCUGAUCUCUGAUGCAGAAGAGGGACUGGCAGGCUCACCGAGGGUCUCUAUUGAAACCCCCUCCCCAGCGCAGUCAUUUGAACCAGAGCCCGUAAGAGCUUCGGAAUACGGUCCAGGAAGAGGAAUAUCUGAGGAAGAUUUUGGGGGUUUCCCAGCUGAAAGAACAGGGGAUGAAGCCACCGAUGGAGGAAAGCUGUACCAGCCGGAAGGCGCCUCUUCACAGGAAGCAUCUGAAGAAGAAAGCAGCAGCCCCAGUGAGAGAGAUCCUGCAGGAGGCAUGUGGGGGUCCAUGAAUGAAACCUCUGAGCAUCCAGUGACGGGAAAAGGGGAUACGUAUUCAGAUGUGAAAGGGGAGUGUGGGAAAAGCUUCAGUUUAAGGGGAAAUCUUGUUCGCCAUGAAAGAAUUCACACAGGAGAGAAACCUUAUAAAUGCCUGGAGUGUGGAAGAAGUUUCAGUCAGAGUGGACCCCUUAAUUCCCACCAAAGAAUUCACACAGGGGAGAAACCAUAUAAAUGCCUGGAGUGUGGGAAAAGCUUCAGUGUAAGAGGAAAACUUGUUCGCCAUGAAAGGAUUCACACAGGAGAGAAACCAUAUAAAUGCCUGGAGUGUGGAAAAAGCUUUGGUCAAAAGAAAACCCCUGUUAUCCAUGAAAGAAUUCACACAGGAGAGAAACCUUAUAAAUGCCUGGAGUGUGGAAGAACCUUCAGUGAUUGUGGAAGCCUUAAUCACCAUCAAAGGAUUCAUACAGGGGAGAAACCAUAUAAAUGUGUGGAGUGUGGAAGAAGUUUCAGUCAGAGUGGACACCUUAAUUCCCACCACAGAAUUCACACAGGGGAGAAACCAUAUAAAUGUCUGGAGAGUGGGACAAGCUUCUUUGACAGUAGAAGCCUUAGUUACCAUAAAAGAACUCACACAGAGGAGAAGCCAUAUAAAUACCUAGAGUGUGGGAAAAGCUUCAGUUUAAUGGGGAAACUUGUUCGCCAUGAAAGAAUUCACACAGGAGGGAAACCUUAUAAAUGCCUGAAGUGUGGAAGAACCUUCAGACGCAGUGGAAGCCUUCCUACCCAUCAAAAACUUCACACAGGGGGAAAACAAUAUAAAUGCUUGGAGCAAUUCACACGGGAGAAACCAUAUAAAUGCCCAGGGUGUGGGAAAAGCUUCAGUUUAAGGGGAAAACUUGUUUGCCAUGAAAGAAUUCACACAGGAGAGAAAUCUUAUAAAUGCCUGGAGUGUGGAAGAAGUUUCAGUCAGAGUGGACUCCUUAAUUCCCACCAAAGAAUUCACACAGGGGAGAAACCAUAUAAAUGCCUGGAGUGUGGAAAAAGCUUCAGUUUGAGGGGAAACCUUGUUCACCAUGAAAGAAUUCACACAGGAGAGAAACCUUAUAAAUGCCUGGAGUGUGGUAGAACCUUCAGUGAUAGUGGAAGCCUUAAUCACCAUCAAAGGAUUCGUACAGGAGAGAAACCAUAUUAA
Messenger RNA from Eublepharis macularius, 1635 nucleotides. Its product is annotated as zinc finger protein ZFP2-like. The coding region runs from base 1 to 1635 and encodes 544 amino acids. The record is from RefSeq and is a predicted model, not a curated record. The transcript is spliced from 7 exons. NCBI's taxonomy places the organism in Eukaryota, Metazoa, Chordata, Lepidosauria, Squamata, Eublepharidae. Gene Ontology annotation, biological process: regulation of cytokine production; negative regulation of transcription by RNA polymerase II; regulation of immune system process.